AUGGAAACCCUUCGCACCGCCUUCGCAGACCGACCCCGCCCGCUCCUCUCCUAUGGCGUGCCCUUCGAAGCCGCCGCCGCCAAACACAUAAAUGACCUUUUCCACGCCUCCCGAGUCUACAUAAUCUGUUCGGGCUCCCUAUCCCGGAACACAGACGUACUCGACCGACUGAGCACCUCCAUCGGAAAAGACAAGAUAGUGGGGAUCCGCAUCGGCAUGCGGAGCCAUACAUAUUGGUCCGAGGUCCUCGAGAUCGUGGACGAAGCAAGAAACAGCGGAGCCGAUUUGAUAUUAACGAUUGGAGCGGGGAGCCUGACGGAUGGAGCGAAGGUUGUUACUUUGGCCCUAUCGAACGACGUCCACACAGCAACCGACCUCUCCAAACUCCCCGUUACACCAUCCCAACAAGCCACGAUCCACGCCCCACACAUCCCCAUCAUCAGUAUACCGACAACCCUCUCCGCAGGCGAAUACUCCAACUUCGCCGGCGCAACCAACGAUGCCACGAAGCGCAAGCAUACCUUCCAGAGCCCGAUCAAGUCCCGAACUCGUGAUUCUAGACCCGGCUCUCACGACCACGACCCCCGAUUCCAUCUGGCUCAGCACGGGGAUCAGAGCGACCGGCUUGCGUUGCAUGCGUUGGGGCUUUUGGUGCCCGGGUUGCUGGGGUGCAGGUUUGAUAAGGGGGAUGUGGAUGCGAGGUUGCAGUGUCAGCUGGGGUCGGUGGACGCUAUGGCUGCUUGUACGGCGGGAGUGCAGUUGGGGGCUAGCCAUGGCAUUGGACAUCAAUUGGGACCGUUGGGGGUUGGGCAUGGGGAGACAAGUUGUGUGCUUUUGCCGGCGGUUUGUAAGUUUAAUGCGCGGCAUGGAGCGAAUGGGGAGCGGCAGGAGAGGGUGAAGGGGUUUCUUUUGGGACAGGGGGUUGUUAGGGAGGUUUUGGAGAGGAGAGGUUUGGAUGUGACGAAGGUGGAUCUGGGGGAUGUGUUGGACGCGGUGAUUCGGGAGUUGGGGAUGCCUCGGUCGUUGAAGGAUGUUGGGGUCGGUCGGGAUCAGCUGGAUCGGCUGGCCGAGAGUAGUUUGCAGGAUCGGUGGUGUAAGACGAAUCCGGUGCCGUUGACGGAGAAGAGUCAGAUAUUAGAGAUUCUGGAGAUGGUGGUUGAGUAG
Molecule: messenger RNA, 1164 nt
Organism: Aspergillus nomiae NRRL 13137
Lineage: Eukaryota; Fungi; Ascomycota; Eurotiomycetes; Eurotiales; Aspergillaceae
Product: iron-containing alcohol dehydrogenase
Exons: 3
Coding region: 1-1164 (387 amino acids)
Cellular component (GO): mitochondrion
Molecular function (GO): alcohol dehydrogenase (NAD+) activity; metal ion binding
Source: RefSeq, a predicted model, not a curated record